AUGAAUCACAAAAAAUUAUCAUUAAAAAAUUCUAUAGAAACAUUAGAAUAUUGUAAAGAAGAUGAUUCUAAGACUCCGUUUUUUUAUAAUGAAGAAAAUGGUAAUGACGUUGUAAUGUGUGAAAAACAAAAGUCAUCGAAAUUAAACAUCAGUCAGCCUUACAUACAUGAUUCAUCAUCUUUUUCAUCAGACACCAAUAGCAGUAUAUAUAUUACUUCAUCAUUGCAAUUAAAAGAGUCAACUCAAAAUAAUAGUUUAAAAGCUUUGUCAUCAGUUGAUACAAUAUUUGAGGGAACAACUUUUGAAAUGCAAAGAUUACAAAAUUUGGAAAAAAGCAAAAUUUCAUGGGAAAAAGAAGCAUGUUUUUUUUCAGAUGGUAUAAGAAUAAUUGAUUAUGUCUUAGCAUAUGAGGAUGAAAAAAAUAAUGGAGAAUCUGAUAUUGAGAAUGAGCAAGCAAUUAUUAUGGAUGAAAAAGAAACUGGUAGAGAGUAUGGAAGUAUUAAAACAACAAAAGCUGUUAAGAGAAGAAUCUUUCAAGAAAAUUUAGUUGGCUUAGGUUUAGAUAUUGAGGAAAUGCCAAGUCAUUUUUAUUCCUCAAAUAAGAUAAUUUUUGUCCUUAUUCAUGCACCAUUUCAUGUUCUUUGUAAACAAGCAGAAAUAUUAAAACUUAAAAUGCCUAUAAUUCAUUCUGAAGAGGUUAAUCAACUUAAUUUUUUUGAUGGAUGGUUAGAUACAUGGCUAAUUAAAAAAUUUAGGACAACAAUGAAACCAGAAUUAGAAAAUAGAUUUGAAAUUAAACCUAAAUUUCGUUCACCAUUUAUUGAAGAAAGAAUUGAAUGUUUUGAAAAUUGUCAUGAUCCAGAUAAUUUUUUUCCUCGAGCUGAAAGGAGUCGCCUUGUUUAUGAUUUAUUAUUAAGAACUAAAUAUAAUUCUGAAGAAUCAGGUAGAUGUCAAAUUGGUAUAGAAAGAAUGAUAAGUAGAGGAAUAUAUUAUGAUGCAUUUCCUUUACAUGAGCCGUUAAGAAUGGAUAAGAUUAAUUUAAGUUUAAAAGAGACUCUUGAUAAAUCAAAAAAACAAUUAAAUAUAAGUGAAACAACUGAUCGUGAAUUAUUAUACAAGUAUUGGGCAUCACUUUAUUCUUUUUGGAGAUUACAACCAUUAGAUUUAAUUAAAAGAUAUUUUGGAACAAAAAUUGGAAUAUAUUUUGCAUGGUUAGGUUAUUAUACAAAAUCAUUAAUAUGGCCAUCUAUAAUGGGUAUUAUUGUUGUUAUGAUAGCAGUAUCAACAUCAAUUAAUGACAUUCCAAGUAAUGAUGUAUGUAGUACUGAUGGAAUUGGAGAACAAGUUUAUUUAUGUCCAACAUGUGAAAAAUAUUGUAAUUUUCAAAAAUUAAGAAAUAAUUGUGUUUAUGCAAAAUUAACAUAUAUCUUUGAUAAUUAUUAUACUGUUAUAUUUGCUGUUGUUAUGUGUCUUUGGGGUACAUUAUUUUUAGAAGGAUGGAAACGUUUUCAUUCAGAAAUUGCUUAUAAAUGGGGUAUGCUUGAUUUUGAAGUUGAAGAUGAAACAAUGCGUCCAGAUUUUCAAAGUAAAAUUAAAACUAAACGUAUUAAUCCAGUCUCAAAAGAAGAAGAACCAUGGUUACCUAGAAAAGAAAAAUUAUUUAGAUGGUUUUGUAGUGGAAUGACAGUUUUAUUUUUUAUUUGUUUAGUUAUUGCAUUUGCUGUUGGUGUUAUUAUUUAUCGUGUUUCAUUUACAUUUAGUUUAUAUGGAAGUGAUAAUGAAUUUUAUAGAAAUAAUGCUAUAGUUAUAACAUCAUUAUUAGCUGGAUUUAUUAAUGUAUGCUUUAUUAUGAUACUUAAUCAAUGUUAUAAUUGGUUAGCAUUUAGAUUAACAUGUUGGGAAUGUCCAAGAACUCAAACAGAUUUUGAUAAUAGUUAUGCAUUAAAAGUUUUUCUAUUUCAAUUUGUUAAUUAUUAUACAUCAUUAUUUUAUAUAGCAUUUUUUAAAGGACGUUUUAAUAGUGUUCCAAAUGCAUUAGAUAAAACUGAUAAUGAUGAAACAUCAACAUUUAGACCUAGUUUAGAACAAUGUGAUCCAAGUGGAUGUAUGGUUGAAUUAGUCAUUCAAUUAGGAACUAUAAUGAUUGGUAAACAAAUGUUUACAGCAAUAAUUGAAAGAUUAUUACCAAAAUUUUAUAUAUGGUUUGCUAGUUUAAAAAAUAAAUCAAAUAAAAAGAAAGUUAAUGGUAUUAUACCAAAUAAAAUUAAUCCACAAAAAGAUGAUAAAGUAAUGAAUCAAUGUGAUCUUGAUUAUAGUUUAAAUCAAGUUCAUAAACAAUAUUUAUUUGAUGAAUAUCUUGAAAUGGUUAUACAAUUUGGUUUUGUAACACUUUUUGUAACAGCAUUUCCAUUAGCACCAAUGUUUGCUUUAUUAAAUAAUAUUAUUGAAGUACGAAUUGAUGCACAAAAAUUUAUUUGUACAUUUAGACGUCCAAUGCCAGCUCAUGCAAAAAAUAUUGGAGUUUGGGAAGGUAUACUUAGUGGUAUUAGUUAUACAGCUGUUCUUGUAAAUGCUUGUAUAAUUGCUUUUACAAGUGAUUUUAUCCCAAAAUUAUAUUAUUUAUUUUUUAAAAGUAAUGGUGAUUUACAAGGAUAUAUGGAUUAUUCAUUAUCAUAUUUUGAUGCAACAUUAGUUAGUAAUAAUACAAUUUAUAAUGAUGUUAAUAUAUGUAGAUUUCGAGGAUUUUAUAGACCAACAUGUAAAUUUAUGGAUAAAUUUCCAAUAAUAAAAAAUUAUAAAAAAGAAGAAUGUUCUGAUGAUUAUAGUGUUAAUGAUGAUUGGUGGAAAAUGAUGGUAAUGCGUUGUGCUUUUGUUAUAUUUUUUGAACAUUUAGUUUUUGCUCUUAAAGUUCUUAUUGCAUAUAUUAUACCAGAUAUACCAACUAAAAUUGUUUAUCAAAUACAAAGAGAAAGACAUUUAUCAAGAAAAGCAAUGUUAAAUCAACAUGAUUUUAAUUUUAAUAAGAAAAAGAAAAAAUUAUAUCAAAAACUUGAAAAACUUAAAAAUACAGCUAAUGCAUCAAAUAUGACAGAUGGACAAAAAUCUAACAAAAAUAAUAUUAAUUAUUCAGAUAAAAAUUAUCCUGAAAUGUCUAAAGAAGUUGAAAAACUUUUAGCUAGAAAUCAACAAUUUGGUGUAACACAACCUGAAAAUUUAUCAUAUUGUACUAAUAUUAUAAUACCUGAUUUGCCAGAAACAGAAAAUUUACCUGGAGAAAUAUACAAUAGAAGAAUAACUAAUAAUGGUUCUAUUUCUUCUUAUAGUACUGCUAUAGAUAAUUAA
Strongyloides ratti is the source of this 3342-nucleotide messenger RNA. Its product is annotated as Anoctamin-1. Gene Ontology annotation, molecular function: protein dimerization activity; chloride channel activity. Gene Ontology annotation, biological process: chloride transmembrane transport. Bases 1 to 3342 code for a protein of 1113 amino acids. Gene Ontology annotation, cellular component: plasma membrane. The transcript is spliced from 7 exons. The record is from RefSeq and is a predicted model, not a curated record. Lineage: Eukaryota; Metazoa; Nematoda; Chromadorea; Rhabditida; Strongyloididae.